Molecule: messenger RNA, 3098 nt
Organism: Bufo gargarizans (Asiatic toad)
Lineage: Eukaryota; Metazoa; Chordata; Amphibia; Anura; Bufonidae
Gene: F3
Product: coagulation factor III, tissue factor
Exons: 7
Coding region: 97-876 (259 amino acids)
Biological process (GO): blood coagulation
Cellular component (GO): membrane
Molecular function (GO): protein binding
Source: RefSeq, a predicted model, not a curated record
GACUAUAAAGGAGGAGGCGGCGGCCGGAGCGGUCACACAGAGAGCUCUCAGCCCGAUUACCGGAAUACCGCGCUAAUCUCCGGAUUAUAUCACACAAUGCGCUGCCUGCACACGGUGCUGCUGCUGGUGGCUGUCUUCUGCUGGCAGAGGAGCUCCGCACAAGGUGUGAACUUCCCUACAGCAACAGACAUCAAGGUGUCAUCGAUCAACUGUAAAACCAUAUUAGACUGGAGGCCCAAACCUACAAACUACACGUACACAGUGCUGGUGAGAGGUCAGUUGUUUCAAGACUGGAAGAAGAAAUGCAUCUACACCAAGGAAACCUCAUGCGAUGUGUCUGAUAUCAUGCAGGACAUCCGAGACACCUACGAAAUUCGAAUAGUUUCAGAAAUAAAAUCUUCCGAAAUCACUGAAGAAUUUCCUUAUGCUGAUGGUCCGACAUUCAGACCUUAUGACCAAACAAUUAUUGGGAAACCGAUUAUCCAAAAUUUCACACUGAACAAAGAGCAGAAUACUCUCAAAGUAGUUAUCAGAGAUACUCCGACACCCUACAAAUAUGCUAAUAACACUCCCAUCACCAUGCGGGAUAUGUUUCCAAAUGACUUUACCUACACACUGUUCUACAGGAAGGCUUCUAGCACAGGAAAGAAACAACAAUCAUCUGCAACCAAUGAAAUUGUCAUAAAUACCGACAAAGGAGAAAGUUACUGCUUCUUUGCCGAGGCAUCAGUUCCAUCUCGCAAAUCUAACAGAGAGAGCCAGCACUCUGAUGAACUCUGCACCUCCUCAUCUGCGGGGGAAGCUGCCAGUGGGUUUUUACCCUCCACUGGAGUUUUGUGCCUCAGUAAUUUGAUGUUGUUAUAUUGGUGGCUGUAGGAAUAUCAGUGGGUCUCAUUGUAUUAAUCGUAGUGCUGUCGGUGAUCCUUUGCAAAUGCAGAAACGGGAAGAAAGAAAAGACUAAGGAGAUGAUGCCGCUGAAUGCCGUAUAGACGAGGGCUCCUGGAGGACCACUGUACCUGCUCAUUGACUACUGCAGCCAUGGACUCUUCAGUGCACACUACCCGCUGCUCAUCGAAGCAGCACACAGUAUUCCUGGUUUCUGUGAAACUGGUCAAUCCAAUAUUAAUUCUUGAUCACGUCAAUAUUUGACUGGGUGCAAGUGAAAAUUGUUUUAUAAAUGGCCGUAUGCAUUCCUGUUAUAUGAUGAUGGGCGUUUGUCGAGUCCGUGGGGUAUCCUCCGUGCUACUGGACUUAACACUGAACGAGGAAUUUAUAAUAAUAGCAAUACAAAGAAUAUCUUGCUUUUUAAAGCACUACCAGCAAACACUAGGAAGGGUACGACAAAUUUUAAUAUAGUGUAUAUGACAUUCCUUUCUUAUGCCUCCUGAUCAUUCCUGAGUCUCCAAAUAGGAGAAAUGCAGAGCUGUCUGACCAUGGGCAUUUCAUAUGCAGAGGAGAUAAGCAGCUACCAUUCAUCCCUGGAAGAUACUUAUCUUCAGAAUUUUUUAUUUUAUUUUUUUUCUCCAUGCCAGUAGGGCGAUAGUCUGGCAGAAGAUAUUACCUUGCCAGUAGAUGCUGUGAAUCAUCACCAGAAAAUGUCAAUGUUGAUUUCUUCAUUUUUAUCAAACUGUUCACAACUAGAAAAAGACACGGAAGCAACAACAUAGAAAGCGAAGAGGGCAAUGGGGUUUGAAAUGAAUUUUUUUUGUAAUUUAACCUGUGGUUUGCCUAAGGCCAGACCAUGUAAAAGGUUAUAGAUGUCAAUGAAUCAAAUGUUGCUUUAAGGGCCAGUUCACACAGUUUUUGGUGGGGUUCUGCCUCAAAAUCAGCUCAAAACACCUUCCUAUUCAUUUCAAUCAGAAGAAGCACUUUUUUUUUUUUCUACAUGGAAAAAAGUAACCAGCAUGCCCUAUCUUGGGGCGGAAUCUGCGCUGAAUAUCCGAUUGAAAUGGAUGGGGAAGCAUCCAAAAACAGCUCUGAGUGUCCAUGAGUUUUUUUUUGCACAGUUUUUGGUGUGAACCUGCACCAAAAACCACGAGUUGAAAAUGCAAUUUUGUAUUGAACAAUACAUAAAAACUGUAUUGAAUUUGAAUUAUUUUUUUUUUUUCCAGGCAGAUUUUUAAAAUUAGUUGUGUGAACAUACCCUAAAGGUGUUAUCUAACAGGAAAUAAUAAAAUAAUAAAAAUCACCAUUACUCCCCUAUUGAAUGCCCCACCAGAACAGCACUGCCGCUCCAGUUCCCCCUCACCCCUCCAGCGAUGCCAUAAAGUGCAUCACAUGACUGCUGCAGCCAAUCACUAACCUCAGGGUUGCAUGUACGGCAUGAGACUGCUGAGGUCAAUGAUAGGUGCUGGAGGGGUAAGGGAUUUAACUUAAGUGAUGGUAUUUUUUAUUUAUUUUAUCACAUUCCAGGCACACAUUUUGUUAAUUCCUGAACACAUACAGUGUCAUAAUAAACAAAAAAAAUAUUUUUUUUCCCUUUACAGUAGAGAGUUAAAAAUCAUGUAUUUUUGCCCCUCUAUCCAUACCCACUUGGGUACAACACAUACCGAAAUUAUAGUUGUUUUUUCCACUUGCACGCAGCUGUUUCAGGCUCGUCAUCCCUCAUUAGUGCAAUUAUGGAGAUCCCAGCUCUAUGGAGAAGAGCUUAAUCUUACUCAUUAGCCUCACUUAGGUAAUAAAGCUGCUUUUAGAAGAUUCUUAUUCUAAAUAUCCUGGAGCGACACACUACGGUACACAGGACACUGUGCUCGUCACAUAGGUCUAAAGUACACUACCUGGAAAUCACUGCCUUCAGAUAACCUUGAGCAGAGUCUCGUUUCGCUCGGGAGAUGUAUGUACAUACGCUAGAGACAAAGCACUUAACGGAAGAAUAUUGUAUUUUAUUUUAUUUUAUAAAGGGACUAUGUAGAGAUAUCGGUUCUGGAUAUGGUUGUGUUUGGCGAUUACUUUUAUACACUGACAAUCAAGGGUACUAUUUAUAUAAUAUAUGAUUUUUUAUGAAUAUGGUUAUUAUUAGAUGAUAAAUUUAUUUGUGUUUGUAAAAGUAACUUAUUUUUAUAGGAUUUAUUUUCAAAAUAAAGGUGAAUGGGAAAUGA